CUAAAAUUUACAGGUGUACAUUAGUUAAUUCUGAGCAACAAGACAUUACUUUUGUAGUUCUUCCUAUAGCCAUGUAAAGAGCGCAAGAGACUUUGUUUUUCUGAAAGGAAGGUGGGGAUGUAGAUGUAGAGCAUUUGCGUAUAAAAUGUGGCCAUCAAAAUUUGAAUAGACAAUUACAUCAUAUACAGUAAAAGUGUAAGGCUCAUUAAUGAAACCACCUUCGCAAAAAGGUCUCAGACGUCAGGAGGCUGCGUGCACGUCCGUGAGCUAAAUGUAAAUCGCUGCAUUCUCUCUGACGUCACCGCCCUCUGAUCACCCGAAAUCCCAGAUAACGCGGUGCGCGCUCCCGCUCGACUCUGAAUGGGGACUCGGUCCGGCUUGUGACAGCUCCUCCGGUAGUAUAACCGUAGACGCCGCGGUCCACUCGUCCAGUCAGGUCCGCUGCUUCCAGACCCGCCAGUAGUCAACGGCGCUGCUCCUCCGGUACUACACGUUGAUUCAGCUAGUCUGGUGGCGCACGGACAGUCCAACUAGUUCGGUCAGUGUACUGACUCUUCUCUUCUCAGCCCGGCAAGUUAGUGUACCGACGGGCGGAGCUGUCUCUCUCCAGGAAUGAGAAAUGAUGGCCGGCUCUGCAGCAGAGGAGAAAACCUUCCGACGGUUCCUGGAGCUCUUUCUUCGGGAGAUGAGAAUGCCUCUGCAGGAGAGCGACCCGCUGCCGAAUCGCCCCUUGUCGGACCUGGUGUCUGAGGACGAGGUGGAAGGGGAAUGCCUCGACCUGUGUCUCCAACACCUCUACAAAUAUAACUGCCCAUGCUCCCUGGCUGCAGCCCUGGCCAGAGCCACAGCUGACAGCAUCCUACAGACUGACCUCUCCAUCCACCACCUCAAUAAGACUGUGGAAGAUGGAGCUGACCCACUACCACAAAUCGAGUCUGUGAAGCUGGCCCGGCUAGUGUUUAAUAGACUGUUUGAGAUGUGCUGCCUUUGGCUGAAGGAGCUGCCCUUCCGCCGCCGUCCACAGCCAUACUAUGAAACUUCCAUCCACGCCAUCAAGAACAUGAGGCGCAAGAUGGAGGACAAACAUGUCAUCAUCCCUGACUUCAACACUCUCUUCAAUGUUCAGGAUCAGGAAGAACAGGCUUUCUUCGCUGUGUUUGAUGGUCAUGGCGGUGUGGAUGCUGCCAUUUAUGCUGCCAAUCACCUCCACGUCAACUUAGUUCAUCAGGAAUCCUUCAGCCAGGACCCCAGUGAGGCGCUCUGCAGAGCCUUCAAACUCACUGAUGAACGCUUUGUGAAGAAGGCCUCACGAGAGCACCUGCGUUGUGGUACAACAGGCGUGGUGACGUUCCUGCGGGGCCAAACAUUGCACGUGGCCUGGCUGGGAGACUCUCAGGUCAUCCUGGUCAGGAGAGGACAGGUUGUGGAGCUGAUGAAACCACAUAAACCAGACAGAGAGGAUGAGAAGCAGAGGAUCGAGGCUCUGGGAGGCUGUGUGAUCUGGUUCGGCACAUGGAGGGUUAAUGGCAGUCUGUCUGUAUCCAGAGCAAUAGGGGACUCAGAGCACAAACCCUACAUCUGUGGUGAUGCAGACCAUAGUAUCUUCCCACUGGAUGGUUCAGAAGACUACCUGAUUCUGGCCUGUGAUGGCUUCUGGGACACAGUGAGUCCAGAUGAGGCAGUGCGGGUGGUCAGCGACCACCUCCAGGAGAACGCUGGAGACACCACCAUGGUAGCCCACAAGCUGGUGGCCUCUGCCCGGGAUGCGGGCUCCAGUGAUAAUAUCACUGUCAUAGUGGUCUUCUUGCGGGACCCACGCUCCCCGCCACCCACCAGCACCGAGGACGAGGAGGAGGGUGUGUUGGAGGGAGAGGUCGAGGAGGAGGAGGUAGCAGAUGUGGAGGAUGAGGAACAGGAAGAGGAGGAGGAGGAAGACGAGGCAGUCAGGGUAGAGCGCGAUGGUGAUGAGGGAGGCAGCACUGCGGACAUCGGGGGGAAGGGUCGCGGAGGCUGGCCCCUGCAACAGUGCUCGGCCCCUGCUGAUCUUGGCUAUGAAGACCGAACUGACUCGUUCACGGACAGAACUAGCCUCAGCCUGCUGGGGCCAUCGCUGGAGGGCCGCAUCUCCCUGACCCAGGGCUCACAGCAGCCCUGCUCCGACUUUAGCCCUGACCUCUUCACAGCCUCCCACAUCUACCGAGAAGAACGCCCACUGAGGCGCAGGUCCUGUAUCCCAUUUCAGGAGCCCAGCAUCUCUAGCUUCACGGACCCACUCUGGCCCCAGACAACCAUGCUGCUGGGCCAGGCAGUGAGGCGAAGCCGCAGGCUUGGUUCUGGCAGUCGCCUAUGGGGCCGGAGGUGGCCAGGCAGAUCCAGGGAGCUUCUAGGCCUGUUACCAUCUGGCCACUUGCUGCCCUACAGGCAGCGCUACUCCAACUGGCAGCCUGGAGUGGCAGUGCCUCGACUGCCCCACGAUACCACCAUCUGAAGAGGUGACCCAAACCAAACCGCCUCCUUCAUUUAUUCAGUCCUGCUCCCUUCCCCUCAGCCCACCCACCCACCUCUGCCUUCAACAACACAUCUUUCUUUGAUAGUAGGUAGUUGUGGCUCCUGCAGUUGUUAUGUGAUUAUUGAGUCUCUGUUGGAGGCUUGGUGCUCUCUGUCCUAAGCCAAAAUUUUCCAAACGUAAGCUGGCCCACUGAGCACUAGCCCUGCUCCUUAAUACUGUAGGUACAGCGCAAAACAAUAUUCUCUAUUGUGACCACUGAUCAGUCAAUAUGAAGUCAGAACUGGAAACGCAGGUUAAUAAAAUGUGUUCAGACUGAAUGUGAAAUGAAUCAUAGGGGCUGCACCAUUGCCUACAAAGUCUGUGAAAAGACUGUAAAGGACAAAAACAGACAGUUUACUGUGCGCAUUGCAAAAUGUUGCGCUUUCUCUCUACUUCUUGAAUGAGGAUGAAUGAGAAGGUUUAGAGAUAAUUAAGACAGAACUGGAGUUUCAGCUAAAUUUUAAAAUCAAUCACCUGGACUCUGAGCUGUCAUGUGAAACGUACUUUCAGUACGUGUUGUUACCUAGCUGGAGCUUAAGUCCAUCUUGUAACAAUAGCUCCUCCGUACUAAGUUAGGCAAAGAUUUACUUGCAUUCAGUCUGAACACUACUUAAAUUUUAAUUUAUAUGCUUGGUCGCUCCACACUCUUGGCAGUGUCUUUAGACAGAAUUUAUGUAUUUUGGAGAGGAAAAAAAAGCAUUGUAGAAGAAAAGUGUUGCUCUUGGGUACAUGCAGCUUGCAUUAAGUUUGCAGAAGAAGUAAGAAUAUAAACUACAUGGCCAAAACUAUGUGAAGACCUGAACUUUACACCCAUAUGAUGGCUGAACAUGCCACUCCAAGAGGAAUUAAUGAGCUGUUAAAACACCCUCCACUCUUCUUUGAAGGGUUUCUUCAAGAUUUUGGAACCUGGCUGCAGGCAUUUGCUCCAAUUCAGACACAACAGCAUUAGCGAGGUCGAAAACUGAUGUUAGGUGAAACUAGAGCUGACCGAUAGUGGAAUUUUUAGGAUAGAACUGAUAUCAAUAUUUUAUAAGAUUUAAAAAAACAAAACAAUAAUGAUAUAUCCUGCAUUUUUUAAAAAUAUACUUUAAACGCAAUACUUAAACAGUUUUUGAUAAAGUUCUUUAAAUUUGGUUAUUAAAGAAUUAAUUUUACAGUUGAAAAAUAAACUUGUCAGUAAUCCUAGGUGGACAAACUAUGUAACAGAGACACUUUUUCUAACGACCUCAAAAAAUAUUUUUGGUGCUCUGUACGGUGUUUUCGUUACUUACCGGACAGUGUAUAAUCCACUGCAACAGAUAUGUCUGCUAAGCUAAUAUGAACCAAAAAUCCUGGCCAUGCCAUUGAAUCGGUCAUGCUAUAGUUCAAAAAGGAAUGAGCCUUCCACAAACUGUUCCCACAAAGUUGAAAGGACACUCUUGUCUAAAGUAUCAUUGUAGCUGUACAGUAGCAUAAAGUUUUCCCUUCAUUGGAACCAAAGGGCCUUGACCAAACCUUCAGAAACACUUUGAGUACACAGAAUACUUUUGUGUAUUACACCAUACACAUUAUUUCUGUAUUUGUCUUUGCAUCCAAGAAAAAAGACAGCUUUUUAGCCAUACCAGCAAAGUGAAAGAGGUUGACUGUGUCAUCACUCUGCUUCAUUAUUUCUCUUUCCAUCGAUUUCAUGUCGCCCAGGUAUAAAUGCAGGGUGAGGUGACACAUAUCAUCCGUUCAUCUUUUGUCUUAAGACAGCUGUCGAGAAUGUCAAGCGACUGAGCAUUAUAUUAAGCUCUUCUGGCCCAGUUUGCCGCUUUGUCCUCUCAGCAAUGCUUUGGAAAAGUUCAUAGAGGAGGCUGGAACAGUUGUUGCUCCUGGAUUCUGGGACUGAAGGCACAUGAUGUUCUGCCCCAUCCCAUAAAGUCAGUGACCCAGCCAUUAUCCAGCCACAAUUUGUCUACAGAUAAAAGCACUUAACAGCGGAUUAUAAAAGAUUACCAGUCACUUACCUGAAUACAUGCUUCAUGUAGUCCAGUACCCCGGAUGGGGAUAUACUCUUGGGAUAAUGGGGUUUUUGGGGAGGGGAGGGGGAUUUAAAAAUAUAUUUUUGCUAUAGUCGCUUUUGGGCCAUAUAAUUAUUGCAAGUAUUUCAAAUAUUUACCUUUACACAAACCCCACUGAACAGAAGUAUUUUCCGGCAAGCUUGAUAAUUGCACAACCGUUUAAUGUUGGGCCAGGAUAGUUGAAAGCUACAGAACACGUGCCUUCCAUGUGUGUUACUAAAGCCUACUUGCUUUACACAUAUAUUCACUAUUUAUUAAAUUUAUGUGUUAAUAUCAACAUUAAGGAUCAGUCUAGCUUGUGCUUUCAAAGGAAUAGUUUGACACUUUGGGAAUAUACGCUUAUUCACUUUCUUGAUGAUUUAUGCUAUGCUAAGCCAAUCAUCUGCUGGCUGUAGCUUCUUAUUUAGCGUACAAACAUGAGAGCGGUAAUAAUCUUCUCAUCAAGAAAAUGAAUAAGCGUAUUUCCUAAAAUAUAAUUUAGGAUUCAUAGUCCUUCGAAUAACAUGAAGAGAAUCUGCCCUUGGUUGCCUCAAUAUUAAUCCCUUUCUGAUAAGGCUAAUAGCACCCAUACCUACUUGGUGAGACUGGUCUAUGGAAAGACUUCUGUCACUUUGCCUUAAAUGUGUUAACUUUCUAUCAUAUACACACUAUAGCAUACUCUAACUGUAUCUAACCAUGCUCAGUAACUGUCAACUAACUAUCCCACACAUUUAUAAUGAAAACAACUAGGAAAAUCAUAAGUAAACCCUGAGCCACAUUAAGUUGAUAAAUCUGAUUGUCGGUCACUGUGAAAGUACUAAAAAUGUCCCUGUUCCCAGAAACAUACUUACACUCCUCACUAAAUUUUUAAUUUGUUGAUGGAGCAACUGAGUUCGCUAAGCCCCACCCCCCUUAGUUGCUGUUGCUUCACCUGUCUGGCUUUCUGUUCUCGCGUAGCACUUAACACUGGUUACAAUAAGAGUGGUUGAUUUACCACUCCGAAUCCAUCGUAAUUUUUGAAAAAAUUGAUCCUCGAUUUCACACAAAGCGGCCUCUCAUUUCUGGCCAGCAAACAUUGAUUUUCACGGCUGAAAGGACAACUGUUGUUAGCAGAUUUUUAUCGUAUAUGGUUGAUGUGAGUUGGAUGCAGACACAUUUUGAAACGCGAAUGCAUUUAAAGAGUCUUAAAUAUUCCUCAUGAUUCUCAUUCUAAAAGACUGAGGCUAAAGCUACAAGUCCAAAGCAAGUAAAGAAGUAGCAUUGUUUUUGCACUGAUGGUAGAGCGAGCCACAGUGUUACAUAUUUCACAGUAUGACAAUGGAAAAUGGAAAAUCAGAAAAUUUUUCCCUCUGACACAACCGUGUUUGGGUGCUUAGCUUAUGGAAAAACAUACGUUCGGUGGGGUGUACCGAACGGUCAUUGGGAUGCAUAAAUCAUUCCCCAACGUUCUCUAACAUUGUAACAUCGUCAUUCCCAGUUCUGUCGUUGAUGCAGUGAAUUUCCAAAUGUCAGGAUUUUAGUGAUAACCAGGUUCUGUAAAUCGUGCAUCCACUUUCCUGGCCCAGUCACUGGCUGAUGAAACACACAGCAAAACCGGUGAUUUAUCCAACAACUGGUACUUGUUUGUUAUCCUUGACACGGAGGGUCAUCGCCUCCCCUUUCAGUCUUGCUGGUAGAUGGAGAUUCACCUUGGAGACUCCUGUAACCAUCCUGUGGACUGACUUGUGAAGGCCAUCAGACUGUCAGUGGAGCAGAAUGUACCUCUUGUCCCAGAACGUCAGAGACUCAGUGAACUGGGUCAACAUGAGGUGGUGAAUUUUUUUUAUUUUUUUUUGGGGGGGGGGGGGCACGGGGAUUCUUCUUUUCAGGGGCAUCUAGCUAUGAGGAAUGUACUGUUAAGACACUCAACUCAACAAACUAAAGCCACUGGAUCCCUUUGUGGAAGUAUCACUACAGCUGUCCCUAGAAGUAUUGGUUGAUAUCUGAAGAAGAUGGUAGAAGUACCAGAAAAAAAUGGAAAACACAACCAAUUCAACUGUUCACUUGGGCAUGGAUGUGUAUGUAUAUUAUUAGUACUAAUUGUGAGUUGAGCGAGUGCUAGAGGAGUGUACAUAUAAGAAUUCUGUCUCGUAAAUCAGUGGUUUUAAUCCAUGCUCCACAAGGCCCAACAGAUGGCUCAGCUACUGACUUUAAACAGUCAGAUGUUGGACUGUCAAAAUCUCCUACCACCAGACUUAGGUGGAAGCGAGGAUGUGAUUUUGUUGAACAGCCUGAGGGGCAUCAGUCUAUAAACUCAGCCUCUGACUUCAAGAGGUGCUAAAGUAUAUUAAGUGUUGAACCAGUCUGGCUUUCACUGGAGAGUUGUAGUGUCCUAUCGUGGCUUAGCUGCUUUUUCACUCUGCUUUCUCACCCUGACAUGGAUAAAAAUCUCUGGAAAACAUACAUAAAGAUGUUAAUUAUCCACAUAAAAUACUGUAACUCCAAUCUGCAGCUUUGACUUAAAUUUUUUUGUCAGUAUCAGCCUUAAAAGACAUCUUGCCUAUCAGAUUGUAUCAGUAGUUUGUAGGUUUUAAUUCCAACUCUGCUGGUGUUAGAUGAUUAGUAAGGCGCUGAUUAGAGAUGAGGAACACAAGUAAACUGAGCUGCUGUGGAGUUUCCUCACUUAGAGCGACUGUCAAGUCAUUUAGAUCACAGGUUAGAUCUUUUACAAGGAUCGCAAAGGGCAGUACACUCUGGAGAAGCAGAGGUGCCACCAUGAGACCAAAAGUUUUAAUCAGGAUCUUGUUAUAAUGACAAAGAUAUCUAAACUGACAUCAGGAGUCUCUAUGUAUCCUUCUAAAUAAAAGGAGUGUGCAGUUAAAUUUAUUCCACUUAUAACUGGAAUAAAAGUUCAAUCAAAUCAAAAAAUCCAACUCUUUGGUUUAAAGCUGUUGUAGUCCCAUUAAAGGAUGGAAAUUUGUCACGUCAAAACUCGUUUCAGUUACUCUCUAUUUACUUUCUGCACUUCUGUGAGUUAAGUCAAAGAUGUUUUGAUGAAUUCACAGAUGCGCCACUCUCUCUUUUUUUCUUCACCAAAAAAUGACAGCAGUAGUUGUUCAGUCACUUAAAACAACCUAUGUUGCUCUUUUCCAGACUAGCCACCUCCUGUGGGCAUGUGAAUAACGACUGCUUUCUCUGAGAAGCAAAGGUUAAAGAAGCAUGAUGUUGUUAGAGUGUCAUAAAACCUCAGAGAGAGGUCAAGGUAGACUGUUUAGAGCCAGAAUUUGACACUGGAGACCACCGGCCUCUGACUGUUUGACUUAUCACAGGAUAAGUGGCAAUUUGACCUGGUAGGGGAAAUAGACUCAAAGGUCACAGGGUCACCAAAAUAAUUAAAAUCCAUCCUCCGAGGACCAUGAAUUUCUGUACCAGGUUUCGUGGCAAUCCCUGCAAUAGCUGUUGAGAUAUUUAAGACGAGACCCAAGUGGUGGACCAACCGACCGAAAUUGCCAUUGACAGACCACAAUGCUAGUGUGGCUAAAAGUAUCUUUGAGCACUUUGGGCACUCUGUACAAAACUUCUCUCAUCAUAACAAGAUUUUAUUUCUCCUUACAAAGAGAUUCUUUGUCAUGAUAACAAGAUUCUUGGUCUUUUUUCUUCAUUACAAGAUCUUUUUUUGUUGUUACAAUGAGAUGAUGUCAUCAUAACAAAAUACGUUUCUCAUUUGUUGUGUGUUUGUAACUGGUGGCAGUUCUGUGGUGCCAUGGAAAACCGCUCUGGAUGGACCGAUACCUAAGGCACGUUGUACUUGUGGCCUCUCCUCAGAGCAGCUGUGCAGUGCAGCAGUAGAUUUUCCUGUCCCCUGUGAUUCACUGUUGAUUUUUUUCAAAUCACUGAUGUGGUUUCACAGCAGGUCUUAAGUGUUGAUAUGAAGCUCAGCGCUGCACUAUCUGCGCUCUGAAAGGAGAGACGGACCACGACAGUUCUAAGUGACAAGGAUUCAUGGGUUGCAUUCACCAAGACGCUGUGAAUUAGUUAUACACUGUUAGUCAUCACAUUGGAAAUUGCUAGAAGUCGUCACUGUACGAGCAAUAAAAACGUUCACCAUUUUUCCUUGUGGUAAUUCCUCUACCUAAGCUCGAGAAAACCUCACUGGCUUACGCUCUGCUGCCUGCACUAAAGGUUCCUCUGAGUCGGAUGUUUCCCUACCCUGAUGAUUAAAGCAAGCAGAAGUUCAGCUCUGCUCUCCCAUAAUCUGUCUAACUAUAGGGCCCUCCAUGAAUCUGCACUGUGUGUCUAUGUACACAAAAAAGCUUUUUCUUUUUCUCUGUAAGCAAUAAUGACGUUGCAUUAAAAGGCUCUCUGAGGGUUUGUCUUCUGCUGAAGGAUGCAACAAAAUGCUAGUUCUGUCAGCCAUACUUGAAAGGUCACAGAGCAUAAAUGCUGAGUUCCCGAAUUCAAUUUCCCAUUCAUUUUUCCCAUAGAGAAUAGGAUUAUGAGUCAUAACCUGCUGCCAGUGGUAAGGUUCACUGAACACACUCCUACACCUCCCGCAAGAAGUCAUCAGUCAGUCCGAUUUCACCUUCUCCCCGUGAAAUAUGAGACUUUUCUAGAUCACGUCACUAAAUGUGUGGCCAGCUAGGUUUUAGUUCAAUUGCUAACCUUAAAUGAUUUUCACAAACAUGGAAAAAUGAAUGUGAAGCUUUUGUCUUUAAAAAGGAGCCUCGAUAUAGUAGGCAGGACAUGUCAGUUGUAUUGGCAUUCCUCAGCAGUUUGGAACAUCUGUGUACAUUUGAAAAGGUUGCCUGGAGUUUGGACUUCUUGGACCUAUGCACUCUGUUCAAAUGUAGGCCAGUGGCAAAUGUGGAUGGGCGGAGGGGGGGGGUAUGAUCACUGAGGGCUGUGAUUGGUUCAAGCCAGCAGCCCUCUCCUUCUUGUCCUCCAGGCUCGAAGACAAACCCCAUGAUUGACUCUUAUUCAACAUGAAGGAUAGGUUAACAAAAAUAAAAAAAAUUUAAAAACGGUAUAACACGUUGAGCACCCGUAUUAUCUGUGUUCCUGUAGUAUAUAAAAAUGUGUAUUGUAACUGGUGACUAAUUAUCAUGUAUAUAAAGAUUAGACCAAG
Messenger RNA from Xiphias gladius (swordfish), 9673 nucleotides. RefSeq names its product protein phosphatase, Mg2+/Mn2+ dependent, 1E (gene ppm1e). Bases 620 to 2488 code for a protein of 622 amino acids. The transcript is spliced from 7 exons. Gene Ontology annotation, biological process: negative regulation of protein kinase activity; protein dephosphorylation. Gene Ontology annotation, molecular function: cation binding; protein serine/threonine phosphatase activity. NCBI's taxonomy places the organism in Eukaryota, Metazoa, Chordata, Actinopteri, Istiophoriformes, Xiphiidae. The record is from RefSeq and is a predicted model, not a curated record.